Messenger RNA from Cheilinus undulatus (humphead wrasse), 1920 nucleotides. Its product is annotated as ependymin-2-like. Bases 1106 to 1759 code for a protein of 217 amino acids. The record is from RefSeq and is a predicted model, not a curated record. Gene Ontology annotation, cellular component: lysosome; extracellular region. Gene Ontology annotation, biological process: cell-matrix adhesion. Gene Ontology annotation, molecular function: calcium ion binding. The transcript is spliced from 6 exons. NCBI's taxonomy places the organism in Eukaryota, Metazoa, Chordata, Actinopteri, Labriformes, Labridae.
AGUCACAGAGUUACUCUGACGUCCACUCAACAGUCACACAGUCACUUUGAUGACCACUAAACAGUCACAGAGUCACUCUGAUGACCACUCAACAGUCAGAGUUACUCUGACGAUCCUUCAACAGUCAGAGAUAUUCUGAUUACCAGCCAACAGUCACAGAGUCACUUUGAUGACCACUUAACAGUCAAAGAGUCACUCUGACGUCCACUCAACAGUCACAGAGUUACUCUGAUGACCACUCAACAGUCACAGAGUUACAGAGUUUAAGAUAGUUGAUAGUGCAAAUGGGCAUAUGAGGCGAGCUGUAUAACCACAGAGAGCCUUCUUACCGUACCUGAGUUACAGUGAAUUGACUGAAUACUUACAGCAUUUAAGUAGAGUAAAUGGAUUAGAUAUGUUAUUAUCUUACAGAAAGUAUAUUUAAGGUGAGGCUUUUACCACACUGAAAUUUCUUACAGGAUUCUCAGAGGGUGAGAUUUUUACAGCCAAGCCAACGUUGUUACAUACAUUGCAUACGAUUACUUCACUCCUACUAGUGUAGGACCACACACUUCAGGGAAAGCUGACAACUUCUUGUCUGUGUUUCCUAUGUUCUAUGUUUUUUACCUGCCUGCAAAGCAAAUUUCCCCUAGGGGACAAUAAAGUUGAAGUUGAAGUUGAACUUCUUAGCCUUUAAGAAUAAAACAGUGUAACCGAUAUCUGUGUUACAGGGUCCUCUUCAGCACAAUGAACACACAUGUGUGACUUCAAUUUAAAGCAAAUGCCUCUCUAAUACACUCACACACAUAAUACAUAACUCAACUAAGUUUCCUUCUUAAUUGAAUUUGCCCAGUGCUAAACCUCUUCACUGCAUUUUGGUAAAUCCAAGUCCAAACUCAAAUCCUUCAGUAGGAAGGAAAACACCUGUGUCAGUUAGCACUGACACCUCUCCCCUGAGCUACUCCCACACAUCUCUCCUUGCAGCUGAGCUGAACCACACCAUACUACCAUAAACAGGAAGCAGCAUUUCCUCCUGCAGCAGCAAGGCUUGUACAUAAGACAGUGACUCCCCUCCUCAGAAGUAAAGUGGUGAGUACCUGAGAGGAGUCGCUUCAGCACCAAAAACAUGAGAGUCUUCGUAGCAUUAGCGUGCUUGCUGGUAAACUGCCUGGCCCAGAAGCCUCAGCCGUGUGACUGUCCGCCUAAGAUGACCGGGGAGGCCAUGGUGAACUUUACAUAUAAUGACAACUGGGUCAAAAUGAGAUACGUGUACGAUGCAGUGGGACAGCGGAUGAGGAUCUUUAAGAAUGCAACUCUGGAAGAUGAGAUUAUCAAUACCGAUUCUCUUCUUCUCUUCAAAGAGGAAGUCGUGUAUAACAUCAACGACCAGAACCGUACCUGCACCAAACUCCCUUUAAAGGGAGACUUCAACACUCUGGGCGUCCCAAAAGACGCCUCUCUGCUGAGCCAGGUCGUCCUCGGCAGCUCGUCUGGACCUGGUGAAGGACUUAUGGUCAACACGUGGUUGGGAAAUCUGCGUGAUGGAGGAGGAGAUUUUAUAAGCGCAGUGACUGCGGUUGGAUGCAUUCCUGUCAGCCUAAUCUACAAGCUCAAAGCUGAUGAACAAGUCCUUGGAUGGAUGGUGCAGAGCUUCUUCAACAAUGUCAUCGGGAUUCCAGACCCUAGUCUGCUCAGUCCCCCGUCCUUCUGCAAGGAUGCAAAAAUGAUGAACACCAAGGAGCAGGUGGACUUCUUCAGUCUGUUCCUCCACAAGAAGUAAGAGCCUCCAUCAGCCAACAUGUCCAACCAUCAAGAAGAUUUUUGAUAAAUCAAAUUUAGACACUGAAUUGUAUUUUUGCUGUCUGUAAUUUAAAUCAUUUAUGAUGAAAAUAUGCAACUCCAAGCUUUCUUUAUUUGAGUAUAAUACAUUGAAAAAAAAUA